UAGUGAAUGUUUCCAGCUGAUUGUGUUGUCCUCAUGUCUCAUUCGUAAACAACUGAGAUACUUGGGUUUUUUUCUUUCUGUUUAUUUUUCUUGGACAUUAUAUUUUGCCUUCAUAUUUGUUUCAUUGGGGACGUCUUUAAUUUUGGUUUGUUUCAACACGGCGUUCGCUCUGCUCUGCACAAACAGGAAGAUAUUGGAGUUGGACAUUGUUGGGACGGGAUAAUCAGGAAUAACAAAAAAACAUUUCUAGGUUUCCGUGGACUUUUACUACCCGGCGAUAAGACUUAACUUAUUAAUUUUCCAAAUAAGAAAGAAAUGAGUUCCUCAGCGGCAGCCACCACGGUGGGUGAUAUGAUGUAUGGCACCACCUUAUCGGCCGAGUCCAUGAAAGUUAUUGCCGAAAGCAUUGGCGUUGGAUCACUACCCGACGAUGCCGCAAAGGAAUUGGCUGAAGAUGUUUCGAUAAAAAUCAAACGCAUCGUUCAGGAUGCAGCCAAAUUCAUGCAUCAUUCCAAGCGUGAGAAAUUGAUUAUGAGCGACAUUGAUCAUGCCUUGAAAGUUCGCAACAUAGAACCACAAUAUGGAUUUACAUCGAAUGAUUUUAUACCAUUCCGCUUUGCUUCGGGCGGUGGCAGGGAGUUACAUUUCAAUGAAGAAAAAGAAAUGGAUUUGACGGAGAUUGUGCAAGGAAACGUGGCAAAAAUUCCACUGGACAUAACAUUGAGAACACAUUGGUUGGCCGUUGAUGGUAUACAACCUACCAUACCAGAAAAUCCACCACCACUUUCCAAAGAUCAUCAAGCCUUGGAUUCGGUAAAUCCUGUGGUAAAACUGGAACAGGGCGUGACCAAGGAUACAGCUGGUAAACCAGCCACGGGUAAAAUACACAAACUUAAGAAUGUUGAGACGGUGCAUGUCAAGCAACUGGCCACCCAUGAGUUGUCUGUGGAACAACAGCUGUACUAUAAGGAGAUUACAGAAGCUUGCGUGGGCUCGGAUGAACCACGUCGUGGUGAAGCUCUACAGUCGUUGUCCUCAGAUCCAGGUCUACAUGAAAUGCUGCCACGUAUGUGUACCUUCAUAGCUGAAGGUGUCAAAGUGAAUGUGGUGCAGAACAAUUUGGCGCUAUUAAUCUAUCUGAUGCGUAUGGUCAAGGCCAUGUUGGACAAUCCUUCGCUGUAUUUGGAGAAAUAUCUCCACGAAUUAAUUCCUUCGGUGACCACAUGCAUUGUUUCCAAACAAUUGUGUAUGCGCCCCGAGCUGGACAAUCACUGGGCGUUGCGUGACUUUGCCUCCCGUCUUAUGGCUCAAAUUUGUAAAACUUUCAACACUUCGACCAACAAUUUGCAGACGCGUGUAACUCGCAUCUUUAGCAAGGCUCUGCAAAAUGACAAGACCCACUUGUCUUCACUCUAUGGCUCAAUUGCUGGCCUCUCCGAAUUGGGAGCAGAGGUGAUAAAGGUAUUUAUAAUACCACGUCUUAAAUUCAUUUCGGAACGUAUAGAAAGUCAUCUAUUGGGUUCGUCACAAAGCAAUACAGAUAAAACAGCAGCUGGUCACAUUCGGGCAAUGUUGCAAAAAGUUUGUCCACCAAUUCUAAAGCAAAUUCGUUCACCGCCCGAUUAUGCAGAGGAAUAUAAGAAUGAUUUUGGUUUUCUGGGUCCAUCAUUGUGCCAGGCCGUGGUCAAGGCUCGUAAUACACCAUCUUCCACAGUAACAAUUACCGGUUCCAGUGCAAUAUCAAGUGGAACCAUUACAUCGGCGGCUCAAACAGCCACCACAAUUGGACGACCUCAAGUGACACAAAUUACGCCGCAGAGACAACCAAGUCCUGUCAUCACCACCAUACCCCAAUUGAGAGGCAUACAACAAACUCAAAUACAACAGCAGCCACAAACCCCACAGCCACAAAAAUUUGUUAUUGUACAGGCCCAACAACAGAUUCAACAGCAACAACAGCAACAACAGCAACAACAGCACCAGCAACAAACGCCACAAUUAGCAAGUAAUUCAUCGUCAAAUGGUGCCAACAGCAGCAGCAGUAUGACAAUUGGUUCGGUGGUGAUUGGUGGAAAUGGCGGUGUAGGUAGUGUUGGUGCUGGUGGUUCAAUGGCCCCCACAACAAGUUCCGCCAGUAGUCUUUUUAGCACCGUAGGCAAUACGGUUGUCAUUGGCAGUAGCAAUAGCCUGUUAAAUAGAAGUGAAAGGACAUCUGUUGAUUCGAAUAACAUUAUAAUUGAAACGGAAGAAAUCCGUGCACCACCGGAAUUGGAUGACCUAUCACAUUUGGAGUGAAAUAAGUAAUGUGGGCAGUUUAAGUGUAACAUUAUCCUGCUGUCCUUUAUAGAUUUUUAAGAUUUUUUUCUUUUUGAGGCGUAUUCAAUUAAAUAAAUUGUAAAUGUAAUAUUGGAAGACAA
Messenger RNA from Musca domestica (house fly), 2417 nucleotides. RefSeq names its product transcription initiation factor TFIID subunit 6-like. Gene Ontology annotation, molecular function: transcription coactivator activity; protein heterodimerization activity; RNA polymerase II general transcription initiation factor activity. The transcript is spliced from 6 exons. Gene Ontology annotation, cellular component: transcription factor TFIID complex; SLIK (SAGA-like) complex; SAGA complex. Gene Ontology annotation, biological process: transcription initiation at RNA polymerase II promoter; RNA polymerase II preinitiation complex assembly. The coding region runs from base 316 to 2295 and encodes 659 amino acids. Lineage: Eukaryota; Metazoa; Arthropoda; Insecta; Diptera; Muscidae. The record is from RefSeq and is a predicted model, not a curated record.